This is a messenger RNA of Passer montanus (Eurasian tree sparrow), 3603 nucleotides long. RefSeq names its product chromosome unknown C2orf76 homolog (gene CUNH2orf76). The coding region runs from base 56 to 436 and encodes 126 amino acids. Lineage: Eukaryota; Metazoa; Chordata; Aves; Passeriformes; Passeridae. The record is from RefSeq and is a predicted model, not a curated record. The transcript has 6 exons.
GGCGGGGCGGGACGCGGAAGUGGCGGCGGAGAGCGGUGGGCCAGGAUUCGUUCCCAUGUCAGCAGAGAGCUCGACCGUCACGGUUCGCCUGGUGCGCUCCUUCGAGCACCGCAAUUUCCGGCCCGUGGUGUACCACGGCGUGCCCCUGGAGCAGACCGUGCGCGACUUCAUGGCCUUCGUGCGCCGGGAUGUUUCUUCAAGAUCAGGACUUCCUCCUCCUUUUAAAAAUUACAAGUAUGAUACAAUGAAGAUUAUUCACCAAGCACACAAAUCUAAGACUGGUGAGCUUGUAGUGAGUUUGGAAGAUGAUGACAAACUGAUUUUGAAGGAAGACAGCACGCUGAAAGCAGCUGGAGUAGCAAAUGAGACGGAAUUAGCAUUCUUCUGUGAGGAAGAUUACAGAAACUACAGAGCUAAUCCUGUUUCGGCCUGGUGAAGAUCCCAAGAGAUUGUUUUGUUUUCCCAUACCUGUUGUAAAUUUUCCUUAUUCUGCUUAAUGAGAUUUUUCUUAAAGAUCAAUAAAUCCUAGAGGAUUUCUUUGCAAACAGUGCAAUUCCCUUCCUAUAGAAAUUAAUUUCUGUCAGUAUGCUAAGGCUGAGAGAAGAAAAACUGGGGGACAUAAAUGACUUUUUUCUUCCUCCCUUCUCUUUUUGCUGUGCUUGGCUCUUGAGCCCCAGGCAGUGCCAUCCCUGACCCGUGACACACGUUCUUGGUGUUAUCCCACAGCAGACAGGAACUGCAUAUGGAAAUUAUAGAAUGCACAGGAUGAUCCCAUCACAGUACUAACUUCUAAUGAAAAUGAAGUGAAACCUCCUUCAAAUGAAAUGAAAUAUUUCAUGACCGAAUCACUGGGUAUUUUAAAGAACUUGAGAAGAUAAUCUCUCUGUUUCAAGUCACAACUUCACUCCUCUCAUUUUAUGUUUGGUCUCUUUUGUUUAAAUAGUGCAGACUGGCCAGUGUUUCAUGCUUUUCAGUGGUGAAUGCUUUCCAUUUUCCUCUCUUCCAGCCCUCUUUAGCAUGCUGAAAGGGACAAAUGUCUGUUGGGAGCCUUUUGUGUCCACAGACCAGCUCGCCUGUUUCCAGCUUCACUUCAUGGAGACACCUUCACACAGGGGUGGCAGCUCAAGUUCUGCCAGGACAUCAGUGUGCCUGAGUGGGAACUGGGCAUUUUUCCAAGUGGAGUGAAAGCUCAUGGUUUCAGCUUUAAGAAUAAAACCUGAAUGAUUGCAUUUUUUGUGAGGAGAGGCCCAGCCUGUCAGCCACAUGUCUUCAAGACUGGAAUUGAUUCCUUUAUGCUUUCCAUGAGCCAAAUACUCUGGGCUAUGUGUUUGUUCUUGGUAAUGCUGGGCUCUCCUACUACAUGGACCAAAUUAAGAAUAAUAGAAAAUUAUCAUGCAUCCAAUAAAGUACUUUUAGGUAGCCAUCACUUAUGAAAUGCUUUUUAGGGGGUACCAACAUGGGACACUGUGCCUUUAAGCCUCCCCUCUCUGAAAUAAGAGUGAUGCUGGCUCUCUGCCUUAGCAGGCUUUUUGGGCACAGGCUCUGCUGAAUUGAAUGAGACCUCAUGUGCAAUUGCUUUAGACCUACACACUGUGCUAGCUCUGGGUGAGGGCUGACAAUGCUACAUCCAUGAGACUUCCUGGAGGAGUAACCCUGCCAUUUCCUAGAGCUUUGAUUAUUGUUUUUAUUGACAUGUGUGCUUUCCAAAGUAUCUGAGUUAAAUUUCCCUUUGUUUUAGAUGUGGGGCCAAAGAAUGCUCUGUGUAUUGUUCCCACCUCAUUUUCUUCAUCCUUCCUGACAACUCUCUGGUUUAGGCUGUUUUACUCAGCAACAGCUUUGCUUCAGAGUUUUAUUCUGUAGUGAAAGACCUCUCUACCAUUUUCUCAACUGUAAUUAAAUUAUUGUAUCUUUAUCUUGUAAGGAGAAGUCCUGUGUCACUGAAGUCACCUAUGUUCUCUUAGGAUGUAGAUGCCAUUAUGCAUGCCCUGAUGAAUUUAUGAGGAGAAUUUAGUUCUUGCCUUCUCUUCCUGUCCAGGCAGCCUCUCUGUUGCUGGUACCUGCUCCCCAAACAUGGGCCCUUCUAACAGUCUGUCAUAUUUGCAGAUUUAUGUGCUUAAUACAAGUUUGUGCUCAUCUUCUCAGACAGUUCAGGCUGAUGCGUUGUGCUCCAGACUAUCUCAUCUCUAUUCAGCCAAAUUUACAAUAAGGAAGGUAACUUUGUAAGAACAGAUAUUUUACCAGAAACAUCAGUGUCUCAGGCUGGCCUGCCAAGGUAUCUAAAUGGUGUCUGUCAGCACAUGCAGGCUCUCAGACUGAGCAUGACCGAAUUUGGUCUCCAGCCCUUCCAGACAGAUUUGGAUUAGUUUUGUGAUCCCUUUUCUCUAAAGCAUUUGUGUUUGAAAGAGUCACCACAUUUUAACAAUUGUCCUUUCUGGGCUUGUACAGUUUCAAACUUGCAGUGUCACAUCAAGUGUGGUACAGUGGAAGAGCAAUUCUACAGCAUCAGGGAGAAAAACUGGAAGUGUUCUACUGCAGAUAUUCAAGAAUGAUGUGACUGGCACUCCAGAUUAACUUGUCUUUCCAAGGGAAGAGUUAAACUACUGCUUUGUGAGCUCAGUUCACUCUGGCAAUGGCACUUCAUUGGCUUCUUUCUCCAGCAGCACAGUGGAGCCUUUUGUAAUGCUCUCAAUGGCCAUACUUGUAAACUGGUUUCUUCCUGAAGUUUUUCUCUGCUGUGUUUUUUUUUUAAUUGAUUUUAUUUUUCAUUUUUUUUGGUGACUUUCAGUAAUGCUUCUUUCAAGUAAACCCCACAAAACCACAGAUAAUAACUGAAAACUUGUUAGGAAAGAUACUGUUCCAACAUUUUUUUCGUGGGAUAUGGUACAGCCUUGUAUCAAAGUAUGUUUGGUUCCAGAAUUGUUGAGUACUAAAUGAAAUCUCUGAACACUGGCUGAUAAAUUAGUAAAGACUGAGAUUACUUUGCCCAUGUUGUUUUGAAAUCCUCUUUCUGUUGAAGGAAAUCACAGAGCUAGUACUGUGGUUUGUUAUCCUGGCAGAAAUCAUGAACUGCAUUGGUUUACAGCUGCUUCUAAUCAGAGGUGCAGUGGGGUAAGUCAUACUGCUUUGCCAGUGGUCUUAGGCAUUGUGGGGUUAAUUAGGAUUCGUGUUACGGUGGGAUGUUCUUGGAACCACUCACCAUUUUUUUGUUAAACAAAAGAGCAAUAUCCAGAGAGGACUCUGAAAUAAGAUAAAAUUUAUCCUGGGUUAUAAUACUGCAGCAGGGAAAGGCAGUCAAACUGGAACACUGGGGUGAUGUGUCAGGCUUGGCUGUUUCUUAGAGAAAAAAAUAACUUCAGAGAGGCUGGAGUUUUGAUUAGGAGGUGUGAAAGCUGAAGGAGAAGAAAUUUGGAAAGGAAUUAUUAUAGGAAGAAGAGGUAACAGUGUAACUAAAUAAACAGCAAAAUCUGCAUGUGCAACGCUCUUGGUGCAGAGAUACCAGAGCAGUGCUGCUUUCUGUAUAACUGAAGGUAUAAAAGUGAUGCUUUGUCAUAAUUUUGGAACUGAAUUAAUGAACUGUUCAAUAGGCAUCUUGUUUUUUUCUGG